UUUUCUUAAUAAAAAGCUACAGGAUCCUGUCCUUUAUUUUUUCAAUUUUAGCUGACUUUUGCUUCAUCUGGCUUUUUAGUCUAAUGACAAAGUCCAUACAGUUAUCCAACAAGACGACACAACCUAUGACAAAUAAUAACAACAACAAUAACAAUAAUAAUAAUAACGAGUGUACCGCUGCUUCAGCUUCCAAAAAGAAAAAGAAGAAUAAAAAGAAGUCCAAAUCAACUACGAGUAAUAAUCAGCCAAAGGCACAAACAGACAUGGUCGACGCCAUGAUGAACCACCACGUCACUCGACACGGUGAAAGUACUUCAAAAAAUAGUAGCAAUAGUAAGAAUAGCUCAAAUAAAAAGAACAAAAACAAAGAAGACGACAGCUUUUGGUCAAGCACGAGUAAUGCAGAAGAACGGCAAAAGAUUCGAGAGUUUUGGCUACAAUUAGGCGAAGAAGAAAGAAGAUCACUUGUCAAAGUUGAAAAAGAAGCCGUACUACGUAAAAUGAAAGAACAACAAAAACACAGCUGUAAUUGUUCCGUUUGCGGUAAAAAGAGGUAAGGUGCUAUAGUCCUUUUUUAGUUGCAAGCAUAUUCAAUAUUUUCAUUGUCUAGAACGGCUAUCGAAGAUGAACUUGAAGUAUUAUAUGAUGCUUAUUAUGAA
Molecule: messenger RNA, 659 nt
Organism: Rhizopus microsporus ATCC 52813
Lineage: Eukaryota; Fungi; Mucoromycota; Mucoromycetes; Mucorales; Rhizopodaceae
Exons: 2
Coding region: 84-557 (157 amino acids)
Source: RefSeq, a predicted model, not a curated record